This is a messenger RNA of Ogataea philodendri, 2364 nucleotides long. RefSeq lists its product as uncharacterized. The record is from RefSeq and is a predicted model, not a curated record. Gene Ontology annotation, molecular function: sulfate transmembrane transporter activity. The transcript has a single exon. Gene Ontology annotation, biological process: transmembrane transport. Bases 1 to 2364 code for a protein of 787 amino acids. Gene Ontology annotation, cellular component: membrane. Lineage: Eukaryota; Fungi; Ascomycota; Pichiomycetes; Pichiales; Pichiaceae.
AUGACUGAGUCCAUUUCUGAAAGUCUAGCUUCUGGUCACAACGACACAGAGCUUCCGGAGGUCAGUCUCUCGAGCUCCAGAGAGUCUGUUUCCAAUGUUGCGAUCGAGAAGUACGAAGACGACUACAUCCCUGCCUUGGACUAUUUCAAGGAGACCUUCAAUGAUCCUGUUUCCAAAGCCGGCAGAUACGUUAAGUCGUUGUUCCCGAUUUUAGGCUGGAUUGGCCACUAUCCAUUUACUCCGUCCUGGGUUUACAGUGACUUUGUUGCCGGUGUGACCGUUGCCAUUGUCCUGGUGCCCCAAUCCAUGUCUUACGCCCAAUUGGCCGGCUUGUCUUCCGAGUACGGACUGUAUUCGUCGUUUGUUGGUGUUUUAUUCUACGCCCUCUUUGCCACGUCCAAGGACGUUUCUAUCGGACCGGUUGCUGUUAUGAGUUUGGAAGUCGGAAGACUUAUUGCUCGUGUGCAAGACAAGCACGGAGAUGAGUACUCUGCCCCAGAGAUCGCCACCAUGGUGGCACUGUUGUGUGGUUCUAUUACCCUCGGUAUCGGUCUUUUGAGACUCGGAUUCAUCGUCGAGCUUCUUUCCUUGCCGGCCGUGCUUGCCUUCAUGUCCGGUUCCGCUUUCAACAUCUUUGUUGGACAGGUCCCAUCCUUGAUGGGUUACAAUAAGCUCGUCAACACCAGAGCUUCAUCAUACAAGAUUGUCAUCGAAACGUUGAAACAUUUGCCACACACCAAGGUCGACGCCGCUUUCGGACUGGUGUCUCUAUUUAUUCUCUACGCCUGGAAGUUCACCACUUCGCGUCUGUACAGACGUUAUCCAAGACAGAAGAUCUUCUUCUACCUGGAACAGCUGAGAACCGCCAUCGUCAUCAUCUUCAGUACCUUGAUCAGUUACCUCAUCAUUAGACACCACAAGACCAAGCACGCCUUCAGUGUCAACGGAAAUGUUCCUUCUGGACUGAAACACGUUGGUGUCAUGAGCACUCCACCCCGUUUGGCCAGCGACAUCGCUUCCGACCUUCCGGCUGCAACCAUCAUUCUGGUGUUGGAACACAUCUCUAUCUCCAAGUCUUUUGGAAGAAUCAACGACUACAAGAUUAACCCUAACCAAGAGCUGAUUGCCAUUGGUGUCACCAACCUUAUUGGAACGUUCUUCAACGCCUACCCAGCCACCGGAUCUUUCAGUAGAACUGCUUUGAAGGCCAAGUGUGGUGUCAAGACUCCGUUUGCUGGUAUUUUCACCGGAGCUUGUGUGUUGCUCUCCAUUUACUGUUUCACCGAUGCUUUCUACUACAUUCCUAAAGCCGCUCUGUCGGCCAUUAUUAUGCACGCUGUUGGCGACUUGCUUGCCUCUUACAAGAUCACCUGGAACCUGUGGAAAGUGCAACCUCUGGACUUUGCCAUCUUCAUCAUCGGUGUCAUCAUCACUGUGUUUGCGUCGAUCGAGGACGGAAUCUACUUUGUUGCCUGUGCCUCUGCCGCUUCCCUGCUGUGGAAGCUGUGUAAGCCAAACGGAACGUUCUUGGGAAGAGUGCGUGUUGUCGAGGUGGUGGACCCUGUGCUCACCAACCCUGAAGACGGCUCCUACGACGUUUCCAACAAGAAGGCUGCCGAGAGAAUUGUCACCAGACCCGUUUACAGAACACACUACAGAUGGGUUCCAUUGCAGCACAACAACCCAUACGGCAGCUCGCGUGUGCACACCGAGUUUGUCAAUGAAAAGGUGUAUGUUGCUCCGCCUCCACCAGGAGUGAUUGUUUUCCGUCCUGCUGAGUCGUUUGUGUACACGAACUCGUCGAGACAGAUCGACCUGGUGCUGGACGAGGUGAAGCGUGUGACGAGACCGGCUCUCGUCAAGACAGAAAAGACGUUCAACAACCCAGGACCAUUGAAGAUCAAUUGGCUCAACAAGGUGAGAAAGACCACCAAAGAACACGUUCCAGAGACCAGACCGCUUUUGAAGCUGCUCCACUUCGAUUUCACGCAGGUGACGUCUGUGGACGCGACGGGAGUGCAGGCCUUGAUCGAUCUGAAAAAGACGAUCGAUAUCUAUUCGGGCCAGUCUUACGAGAUCCACUUCUCGGGAAUCAUUAACCCAUGGGUCAAGAGAGCGCUUAUUAACGGAGGAUUUGGACGCAAUGUCCACGAAGAUAGACACGAGGAGUAUCCGACUGCAGACGAGUCUGUGGAGGAGGAGCUCGAGGAGAUUGAGGCCAAGCCAAGAGUGCGCGAGGUUGACAGACACGUUCUGGAAGCCGGUCUUGGACCUAACUCCUCGAACGUGGUGUAUUCGCUCACGGGAACGAAUUACCCAUGUUUCCACUUCGACAUUCCUUCGUACACCUAUUUGGAUGAGUAG